AUGGACGUGAACUCGAUUGAUUCCAUGGAUUUCGAAGACUUGGAUGUGUUGGAAGCAUACCGGCGAUCUAACAUACCUCGUAAUCGCGUGAAUCCAUUUGAUUUAAAUGAUGAUGAAUUCCGGUAUAAAUAUAGGUUCAACAAGAGGUUUGGAUUAAAAAUAAUUGAUUUAAUACGCGACGAUUUAGCUUACGAUACUCGUGGACAGGCUCUUAGUCCUGAGUUGCAAGUAGUUUGCGCGAUACGCAACUGGGCUCGUCAUGAAAUUCAAGACGAUACUGGUGAUUUGCAUGGAGUAUCCCAGUCAGUAAUAAGUAAAACAUGCAAAAAAAUAGCAAGCAUUUUAGCACAUAUGUCUCAAAGAUAUAUAAAAAUGCCUACAACUUUGGAUGAACAAGAAGAAAGCAUGCGGAAAUUUCGUAGCAUUGCCAAUUUCCCAAAAAUAAUAGGCGUAAUAGACUGCACUCAUAUUCAGAUUAAAAAAAUAAGAGCUGAUGGAGGUCUAUUGUACAUUAAUCGGAAAGGAUUUCCAUCAAUUAAUGUACAGGUAGUCUGUGAUGCAGAUCUCAAAAUCAUGGACAUUGUGACACGAUGGCGUGGCAGUGUUCAUGACUCUAGAAUCUUCAGGGAGUGCCGUUUGAAACAGAGGUUUGAAGCUGGUGCAUUCUCUGGCUUACUCCUAGGUGAUAGUGGCUAUCCCUGCACACCAUAUCUUUUUACCCCAUUGUUGAACCCACAAACAGAGGCAGAACAAAGGUACAACAGGAGCCACAUUCGCACCAGGAACACCAUUGAGAGAUGCUUUGGUUUGUGGAAACAACGAUUCCGCUGCCUGCUAAGAGGCUUGUAUGGGGAUAUCGAAACCGCCAGGAAGACUAUUGUUGCAUGUGCUGUUCUUCACAAUAUAGCCAUUGACAUGAAGGAAGACCUAUUUCCUGGUGAAAGGCAUGUUCAUACUGAAAAUAAUAUACCAGUGCAACCAUAUGUUGCAAACCCUAUUAGAGGAAAUAUAAGGAGAAGGCAGUUUAUUGAAACAUACUUUUCAUAA
Molecule: messenger RNA, 1047 nt
Organism: Melitaea cinxia (Glanville fritillary)
Lineage: Eukaryota; Metazoa; Arthropoda; Insecta; Lepidoptera; Nymphalidae
Product: putative nuclease HARBI1
Exons: 3
Coding region: 1-1047 (348 amino acids)
Source: RefSeq, a predicted model, not a curated record